UCGAACACCCCUCGUUUAGUUAUCCACUCUGAGACCUAAAUACAUCACCAAGAUCAUAUAUAUAUAUAUUCUUUCAUGAGAUCUAAGUGAUAAAGACUUAGAAAUAUUGAAGAAACGGAGAGACCUGGAGAGCGUGAUCGAAUCGCUGAGACUGGCAGAGAGCGUUGAUGACGGCUCUCAGAUCCGUAGGGUUUGUUUCAUUGCCUUGUUUCAGCCAUUCGUCAAGCACAGGUGUGACCUUAACCCUCCUUAGGAAUCUUUUCUCCACCGCCAUGACCCGACUAUGUAAAGUGUCAUUCAGAUUCGCUGACGUUACGGUACGCAAGAAUUGAAUCGGCUGUGUUUUCCCGAACAAGAGAAAUCGUUUUGAGUGUCGUCCAAGGCUUUGCAUCAUUCUCUAAUCGUUUUGAGAUCAGGCAGGAGAGAGAUGCGAUGUGAGAAGCGCAAAAUAUUAAGCGGCCCGAGUGGUUGAGAGAACAUGUAUGAAUUUAUAUGUUACCUAAUUCUCCAUGCAAAUCCCUUGCAAAUCGGAGAUUUGUUAUGUUUUUGGUGGAGUAAUAUGUAUUUUUCUGUACCGGAAAAAUUAUUUAACAUGAAAAUAUGUUAAAAAUUAGUGUCAAUUUGAUGACGUAUGUUGAUUGUAUAGUUUUAUAUGGUUCUGAUAUAAGUAAUUCGUAAUUUUUUUUUUUUUUGGUAAAAUGUUAAGUAAUUCGUAAUAUUAGUUCAAGUGUUGGAAAGUUAUCCACAUUCGGUUUUUGAAUCAGUUAUUUCAGGUGAAAAUAUGUUCAAACACUUUAGAAUCACACAAGUAAUAAAAGGGAAAUAAGCUCAUCAUAGAGACUGUCCACGUAGGACAAAAUAAUCCACCAAUCAGAAGUUCUUUUUUUGACACGUCAGAUCGGAUAUGUGAUGCUGGGCUACGAUUUUUUUUUUUAAAAUGAAAGAAUGUUAAUGUGUUGGCCCAGCAAGCCCAUCUCUGUUCCUAUGGCUUCUUCUUCAUGCCGUCAAAAUCUGAUAUGCGAGAACCUCGACGUUUCCUUUUCUCUUUACUCCAGAUCCUGUUUUGCUUUAUUUUUUCUCUAGAUCCCCUUUUGCUCGAUCGAAUCGUGAGACCCUUUGCUUUACCUCCCCUCUUUCCGUUUCACGAUCUCAUCAAUCAAUACGUUCCACACUUCCUUUCUCCAUUUAAUCUGAUUUAUGGAUUAUCUCAUCCUUUCGCGUUCUGAAUCCAUUUAUAAAACUCUUAUUCCGAGUUUUAUUUCGACCGAACUUGAUUAUCGCGAUGAGUUCGAACGGAAAACUGACGUUGUCCGGUGAUCUGAAUUCGAAGAAACAAAGAGGCGUUGGGGCUGACUCCUUUCCCGGUGGCUCUUCGGGCAUCUCAAUCGGCGAUCCCCAUUCGAAAAAAUGCAAAGGCGAUGCGUCUGUCUCUUCUCCCGGUCUGAACAAACCCAUCGGCGCGACGGGUGACUCUUCCGGCGUCCCCACCGGCGUAUCUAAUUUGAAGAAACCUAAUGGUCCGAUAGUUGAAAGGGCGAAGUCAGUUGUAUCCUCCGGCGUUAGGGGCAAAGCCGCUGUCUCCUCUGACGUCAGGGGUAAAGCUAUUGUCUCCGUCAAUGUUAGGGAAGUGAUGUUCUUCAAAGAUGUGAAUUUCGGUCCUCAUGAAGGCGAGGUGAGGUUUCGGUUGAUCCACUUUUGGGAAGCUCGAAAUGUUCUGACGAAGCUUCUUUUCGGUCUCGAGAUGCUUCUCAUCGACGAAGAGGGCACUGUUAUACAGGGCUUCAUCCCAUCUGCACGGAUUGAAACCUACUUGCCACACAUGAAAGCGGGUGGCAUUUACAGACUCAACAAUUUUUUCGGGUCUAGAAAUAAGACUCUGUACCGAGUAGCUGAGCCAAGUGUCGUUAUCACCUUCUCAUCAACAUCCGCUCUCUCUGUUCUGGAGAACAGUCCGGUCUGUUUCCCUGAUGACCGUUUCCGAUUCCAUGGAUAUGAAGAAUUCGAUGCUGCCUGCGACUUGAAAGGAGAUCUCUAUGAUUAUGUUGGCCACAUCAAGCUUGUGAAUGGGCAGGUUCUCAAUGACAGUCUCGUGCUAGAUGAAUCUGAGAUAGCUUCAACUCGCCGCAUUUUGCUUCAUGUUCAAACACAUGAAGGCCCCGUUAUGAAGCUAUACCUGUGGGACAAAGCUGCUUUCGACUUCAGUGAAAAAUUUAAAGCAUCUGGAGGAACUGCAAAAGUUAUUUUAGUCACCACGCUAAACCCGAAACGCUUUGGAGGUGCCCUAUCUCUAUCUUCCAUGGCCUCAUCACGUGUAUUCAUGGACAGUGAUGUCCAAGCAACCCGAGAUUAUCUUGCUUGGUUGGUCUCAAACUCGGAUGUCGCCAACAGAGUUGAUGCAGACGUUGUCACUAAGACUGAGACAGUGACCAUAGGCGAGCUCUUUUCUUAUAUGAAGCAAGCAGCUGCCAAGGUUGCUUGGUUUGAGUGCAUAGCGACCGUUGCUGAUGUUGUGCACGGUUUAAGCUGGUAUUACAUAGGCUGCGGUGUGUGCCACACUAAGGCAACCAAAGGGCCUACCACCCUUAUGUGUAAGAAAUGUGGGAAGAGUGAUAUUGUCGGUGUUCCACAGUUUCUGGCCAAGAUCUCUGUGUACGAUAAGAGUGACCAGGCGUUUUUUUUUCUCAUUGGUGAUGCUGGUCACGAGUUGACUGGAAAGAAAGCUUCUGAAUUGGUUGAGAGCUAUUUUGAGGCCAAUGAGAGUGUAAGAGAUGAUCACAUAGUUCCAGUGCCUCAAGCUCUGUCAGAUACCAUAGGACAGACUCGCAAGUUCAUUGUGAAGGUCUCAAAUCAUAAUUUGACUGGCAAGACCCAAUCUUUGACUGUGACAAAGGUUCUCCAUUCAGACGAUCCAGAACUUGAAGGCGAGCUGGAGGAAGAUGUGAUUAUCCCAGCCGCCCAGAAAACUUUGGAUGAUGGAGGUGCUGAGGAUGAUCCUUCCAUGGACUCUAAGGGCGAAAAGGUGAAAAGAGCUGCUCAAAAUGAUGAAGCAGGUGAUCCUAAACGAGCCAAAUGUGGCUAGGAUGUUUUAAGUGGUGGUGUUUAUGGUUACUAGACAUUUAUGCGUUUUUACUUUUCAAUUUCAAACUUCAUAUUUGCAACAAUUGAAUGUCUUUCUUGAAAACUCUUUUUGGUUAACUUAUGUUAUUGCUUUCUUUUUAAGUUUGGUUUUGCUCCA
Molecule: messenger RNA, 3235 nt
Organism: Brassica napus (rape)
Lineage: Eukaryota; Viridiplantae; Streptophyta; Magnoliopsida; Brassicales; Brassicaceae
Exons: 10
Coding region: 1283-3079 (598 amino acids)
Biological process (GO): meiotic cell cycle; telomere maintenance via telomerase; double-strand break repair via homologous recombination
Cellular component (GO): DNA replication factor A complex; nucleus
Molecular function (GO): damaged DNA binding; single-stranded telomeric DNA binding
Source: RefSeq, a predicted model, not a curated record